Messenger RNA from Trichoderma atroviride IMI 206040, 576 nucleotides. RefSeq lists its product as uncharacterized. The record is from RefSeq and is a predicted model, not a curated record. NCBI's taxonomy places the organism in Eukaryota, Fungi, Ascomycota, Sordariomycetes, Hypocreales, Hypocreaceae.
AUGCCCAACGAUGUUGCGCAAUCCACCAUCGCAAAUCUCAUUGUCGGCGGCUUGGUGCUCACGUUCCUCGGCCAGCAUCAAACCAUGGACAUGCUGCUUUUCGGUAAUCGUGACCGCCAAACCGUCAUUCCCGUACUUGAUAACUAUGAGUGUGGCCCCGAGCUUGCUCUUCAUCUGGCCACCCCUGGGACCGGUCCAUCUCGCGGUGGCCUUGACAGACGCGAAACGGAGCCUGCUCGGAGUGUCUGGGCAAGUAUUACGUUCCAUCCCUCAUCGUUUGCAACGCUGAAGUCAAUAACCGCCAAGUCUCUCCCGACCGGUUCCUGCUACGCAUCUACUGAUGACGCGCGCUCCUACGUCGAUGUGCCGGCGGCUUAUCCAGGCAUCGUGCAGAACAUGACGUACACGACGUAUACGCUGCAAGAGGUUGUCGCAUUGUCGCUGGGCGAGAUAGCAUCAAGGCUGCACAGCGCGAAUGUGCUCAUUACUGGUUCUAUGGGACUAGCUGUGGAUUCGCCCUCAAGAAAUCUCAUUAUACAGCCGCCUCAACAAACGUCAGUUGUCAAAGGCACUUGA